This is a messenger RNA of Hyalella azteca, 1716 nucleotides long. RefSeq lists its product as uncharacterized. The transcript has 8 exons. Gene Ontology annotation, cellular component: membrane. The annotation marks the transcript as partial. Gene Ontology annotation, molecular function: alpha-(1->3)-fucosyltransferase activity. The record is from RefSeq and is a predicted model, not a curated record. Lineage: Eukaryota; Metazoa; Arthropoda; Malacostraca; Amphipoda; Hyalellidae.
UAACAGACUCGGCGGUUAAAAUCCACGAUCACUAAUAGAUUUGUUAAUGAAUUAUAGUCAACCAAAAAUUGCAUAGCCUGCAAUGUCGUCGCUACUCCCCACAAAGCGACAAUUGGCUAGCCGAUUCUUACGUCAGGAAUGCGUGGCUAGCGGAGGGAUUCUUAUGGCACUUUUGAUUUUGAGCUUCUACAUGCUCAGCAGGUUUCAAACAGAAACGCCUUUCCUUACACAUUUAUUUACAAAUUCAGAACCACUUGAACCAAAUGCCGAUAAGAUUUCUAGGAAAACUCCUACAACUUGCGCCGAUCUCACAACUUCCAAAUCAUCUUCCAAAUGUGACGUCUCGAGAUUAAAAAUUGUUAUUUCAUCUCACCUUGCAAUGAACAUUUCCAUCGACGGAAUUUUCGGAGAUUUUUAUUCCGCUACAAUGACAUUUCAAGCUUUCAGUCAGUUAAUAGUGUGCACUACCGGUCCUGGUGGAGUUUCUGACUUGGAUGAAGCUUUACCUAAUGGCCGUAUGGUUAUCGCUUCUUCUAGUGGCACCAGAAUUUACGCUACUGGCAAUAUUACUUUUUCUUCUUCCGGCAACUCAACCAUUUCCACUUACAGCAAUGUUACAAUUUACGCUCCCAGUAAAAUUUCCUUAGCUUCCUCUUGCUCCUUAAAAACAUUGCCUGUAAGAAUGAUAGCGGAAGACUUGGCUGAUCACAAAGAGUCAUUUAUCAGCAAAUUCGUCGACUGUGAUGUUGGGAAGACCGAUGGAUCAGUAGGACGUUCCUGCGGUCUUCGACUAAUGGUAAACAAAAUAGCAAAAUCCUCCCUCGACUUCGAUUACAUCCAGCGCCGGUUGGAGAGCCGGUGGGACAACGGGUUAGAGCCGCCAACGACAAACGAAUCUAACGGAGUCAUCAAAAAUAUCUUGGAGUGGUCGGAGAGAUUUCCAACAAGAACAAAUCAUUGGGACCGAGAGUACUUCCUUAAAUGCCCCGUAAACAAUUGCCGAAUCACCGCGAACAGAACUCUUGUCGUGCCUGACGAAGUAGACGCAAUUGUAUUUAACUCUAUGAGGAUGCCAAGAAAGAAGAAAAACAGUCUUUUUCCUGAGAGAAAAAGAUUUCCAAGGGCAAAGAUUGUGCUUCAGUCAUACGAAGCUCCGGACCGCGUGCCUGUCACCGACGAAAUACUAGUCGACUACACGAUGGGGUACAGAAGAGACGCUGACAUAGUGAAGACAAAUGGUGCGGUACAUUGGAAACGCACGCCUUCCAGCCCCAUGCCUGACUCCUCCAGGAGUGCCACACCAAACAGCAAGCGAAGGAUGGCUGCUUGGUUCGUGUCCAACUGUGGGGCUCCCAGUAAUAGAAUGAAGUUGGCGCAGUCAUUACAAAAGCACGGCGUGCAAGUCGACAUAUACGGCAAAUGCGGUAAGCUGCAGUGCGGUCCAUCACGCUCUGAAGAUUGCUACAAAAUGGUGGAGCAAGAGUACAAAUUCUACUUCUCCUUUGAAAAUUCCCUCUGCAAUCACUACGUCACGGAAAAAUUCUUCAACUUACUACGGUACGACGUUAUCCCGGUGACGUAUGGCCUGGGCCACGAGUUGACCGGGGCGCCGAAAGACGCCUACAUCGACGUCUUCGACUUCCCCGACGUCCAGUCGCUGGCCGCCUACCUCCUCUACCUUGACUCCAACACCACCGCCUAUAAUGAAUACUUCAG